UUUAAAUCGUUCCUUUUUGUUGUUGAAAGAUUUGAGGUUAGUUUUCUGGCAAAUACUCUUAAAUCUGUAGUAAAACGUCAACCAGCCAACAGAACAACUUUAGCUUGUGAUCUGAAACGAUCU
Molecule: messenger RNA, 123 nt
Organism: Racocetra persica
Lineage: Eukaryota; Fungi; Glomeromycota; Glomeromycetes; Diversisporales; Gigasporaceae
Source: the annotation of a GenBank genome assembly